AAAGACCAGAUCAAGUGAGCAUGUAUGUGCCCUGUGAUGGAUUGGCACCCGUCCAGGGUGUACCCCGUCCCUUGCCGCUACACGAUGAGUCAAGGAAAGGACAAUGCACGACUCCGGAGCUACAAGAACAAAUCACUUAACACAGAUGAGAUGAGGAGAAGGAGGGAGGAGGAAGGCCUGCAGCUACGCAAACAGAAGAAAGAUGAACAGCUGUUCAAACGGAGAAAUGUGGCCACAGUGGGGGAAGACAACGCACUGGAGGAUGAUGGGAUGUCGGACAGCGGAUACCUGGAAUCCCAGGCCAAUAACAUGGAACAAAUCACGGGUGGUGUUAUAUCUGUGGACAUGACCCAGUUGAUCUUCUCCAGCUCUCCAGAACAGCAGCUAAUGGGAACACAACGUUUCAGGAAGCUUUUGUCUAAAGAGCCCAAUCCCCCUAUUGAUGAAGUCAUUGCCACGCCUGGUGUAGUGGAGCGCUUUGUGGAGUUCCUGAAGAGGAAGGAGAACUGCACACUACAGUUCGAAGCGGCGUGGGUCCUGACGAACAUCGCAUCCGGGACGUCUCACCAGACGCGCGUGGUGAUCCAGGCUGGCGCUGUGCCCAUCUUCAUAGAAAUGCUCAGCUCGGAUUUUGAGGACGUCCAGGAACAGGCGGUGUGGGCGUUGGGGAACAUUGCAGGAGACAGCACAGAGUGCAGAGACUAUGUGUUGGAUUGCAACAUCCUUCCCUCACUUAUACAGCUCUUGACCAAACAGAAUCGCUUGACUAUGAUGAGAAAUGCAGUGUGGGCUCUGUCUAACCUGUGCAGAGGCAAGAACCCACCUCCAGAUUUCAGCAAGGUGUCACCGUGCCUCAGCGUGCUCUCCUGGCUGCUGUUCGUGAACGAUACAGACAUCCUGGCAGACGCAUGCUGGGCGCUUUCCUACCUGUCAGACGGACCUAACGAAAAGAUCCAAGCCGUUAUAGACUCGGGCGUGUGUCGCAGACUGGUGGAGCUGCUGCUACAUUCAGAUUACAAGGUUGUUUCUCCUGCUCUUCGGGCUGUGGGGAACAUUGUCACAGGAGAUGAUGUCCAGACACAGGUGAUCCUGAACUGCUCUGCUCUUCAGAGUCUCCUUCACCUGCUAUGUAGCCCUAAGGAAUCGAUUAAGAAAGAAGCCUGUUGGACAAUCUCCAAUAUUACUGCCGGUAACCGGGCACAGAUACAGAUGGUGAUAGACGCAGGUCUGCUUCCUCCUCUUAUCACUAUUCUUCAGGUGGCCGAGUUCCGGACGAGGAAGGAGGCGGCGUGGGCGAUUACCAAUGCCACCUCUGGGGGCUCUGCUGAGCAGAUCAGGCAUCUGGUGGAGCUGGGUUGCAUCAAGCCUCUCUGUGAUCUUCUGACCCUGAUGGACUCCAAGAUUGUGCAGGUGGCGCUGAACGGCCUGGAGAACAUCCUCAGAUUGGGAGAGCUGGAGGCCAAGCGAGGAGGAGGAGGAAUCAACCCCUACUGCGCCCUCAUCGAGGAAGCCUAUGGUCUGGAUAAGCUUGAGUUCCUGCAGGGCCACGAGAACCAGGAGAUCUACCAGAAGGCGUUCGAUCUGAUCGAGCGCUACUUCAGCCCCGAGGACGAGGAUCGGGCCCUGGCCCCCGCCGUCGACCUGCAGCAGCAGCAGUUUCUCUUCCAGCAGUGCGAAGCUCCCAUGGAGGGCUUCCAGCUCUGAGCACCAGAAUAGGCACGGCGGAGAGUUAUUAAUAUCUAUCAUGAUUAUAAAGAGUGUGACGUUGCAAGAGCCUGUGUUGCUGGUCGACUUCCUUAACCUUUCCCUUUACCGCUCCCUCCACACCUGCUGUCUGUCACUGGUUUUGAAGAACGGCUUCAGGAAAACAUAAGCGGAUCGAUUAACGACAAAAUGACCACCAGAGCAGCUCCGAAACUCUUGAAAGACUCCCAUCAUUUGCUCAUCUUGCAUUAAUUUUCAUGUUACGGAACCCUAAAAAAAAAGAUCCCUGUCCAAUGUAAACAAGCAUCAAGAGUAAACGCUGCAUCCAGAUGAGAGUCAGUUAGAAGCUGCGGGAUUGACCGUUUGUACGUGUGACCUUGCUGCAAUACGGACGUCUUGGGACGGACGGCCUGUACGCCAUCCUUUUUCAUUUGUUCACAAACACUGGACUGACCAUGUGACUGUGGGAGCGCCUUGAAGUGCGCAUACAAAUGUAAAAAAAAAAUUAUAAGAAGAAUAAAAUAAAAACGGAGAGGCAUGACUGGGACAGUCUGCCCCGAGGACUGAAAAGACUUCAGCACUUUUAGUUUUCUCUACUCAUUAGACCCGGACUGCGUACAAGAAGUUCAGAGACAGGAGUCCAGACUGUGUGUGACUGACUGUGUGCCACUUAAGUAAAUAUAUUUUUUUUUAAUUCUCAUGCAUUCCUACAGGCUCCUAUCCUAACAAUUACAUGUUUGCACCUUCUGGGAGUUAGGAUCUUCCUGCGCACUGAGACAAAGGCAAAUCUUUUUUUUUUUUUUAAUCCCCCCUGCUUGAUCCUGUGCGCCAGACUCUUCGGACUCUUCAUACUUACGAUUAUCAUCCUUUAUCAUCGUCAGCAGCACUUUAUGUUCAGGAUGCAAAUCCUUUGGGUUUGAAUAGAAAUAAUUUUUCUUUCCAAGCAGUACCUGGCUCUCUGCUCCUCAGGAAAUGAGACAAGAAAAAAAAAAGGCGUGCGCUCGGGGCACGCCCCCAAAUGGCGGGACGUUCUCUUUUACAGAACUAAACCACACUAAAUAUCGGAGUGAAAUCUCAUAGCUGAUGAGCUUUGCCCUUCUGAAGCUUCCUCCACUACUUGGACUCCUGAUGACAUUAAAUGAGAUGAAAUCUUAGCUUCCCGGUGUGUGCCGUGUGCACACAUACACACACUUAAACAUGACUGGUAUUGCUUAUUACAGACCCGUGUUCAGAUGACCCAUUAUAAAAACAUCUACACAUUAACUACACGAGGGAAAAAAACAAAACUUAACAUUGCAUUUUUUGGGUGGAACCCGUUAGUACCGAUUGUGCCAUAAUCCUGAUUUAAAAUUAACAAAGAUUUACAACCCAGCAGCAAUUUAAAUAAGGUGCAACCAUGCAGGAAUGAAUUUCAAUCAAGCUUGAAGCAUACUGGUGAUUUUUUUUUUUUUUAAGUUUGCGCAAAAGCUGCAAGAUUGUUUACUAGUUUUUGUUUGUAUUUUAAUUUUAAUGUUGGAUUCUCCCAGAGAGAGAGAGAGAGAGAGAGAUGACCAGCUCUUCAUUUUCAAUACUGCUGUCGUAUGGAGAUUGUGUAACUGUUCUCUGUUAAGCCAUUUACAUAAAUGCUGAGGAUUUCAUGA
This is a messenger RNA of Clarias gariepinus (North African catfish), 3344 nucleotides long. It is a transcript of the gene kpna1, whose product is annotated as karyopherin alpha 1 (importin alpha 5). Gene Ontology annotation, cellular component: cytoplasm; nucleoplasm; nucleus. The record is from RefSeq and is a predicted model, not a curated record. Bases 25 to 1704 code for a protein of 559 amino acids. Gene Ontology annotation, biological process: NLS-bearing protein import into nucleus; postsynapse to nucleus signaling pathway. The transcript has 14 exons. NCBI's taxonomy places the organism in Eukaryota, Metazoa, Chordata, Actinopteri, Siluriformes, Clariidae. Gene Ontology annotation, molecular function: nuclear import signal receptor activity; protein binding.